Molecule: messenger RNA, 228 nt
Organism: Knipowitschia caucasica
Lineage: Eukaryota; Metazoa; Chordata; Actinopteri; Gobiiformes; Gobiidae
Source: the annotation of a GenBank genome assembly
AUGGACGCACAGAGCUACGCCCAGCGAAGUGUCCUUCCUGCGGCUUUGACAAGCAAGAAAUCCCGCGGAUCGUCUGCGGCCUGCGGAGAAACCAACCCAUUUCACCAUGGCCACAACAAAACCAGAUCUAUCAUCAGCCAUCCUUUACAAUGGACUGGCUGGAGGACUAUGUUUUGUGGGAGAAAUCUGACUGUGGAUAAGAAAGCAAAGGACACAGACUUUCACUGA